Andrographis paniculata is the source of this 2027-nucleotide messenger RNA. RefSeq lists its product as uncharacterized. Bases 337 to 1791 code for a protein of 484 amino acids. NCBI's taxonomy places the organism in Eukaryota, Viridiplantae, Streptophyta, Magnoliopsida, Lamiales, Acanthaceae. Gene Ontology annotation, cellular component: cytoplasm. The transcript is spliced from 7 exons. The record is from RefSeq and is a predicted model, not a curated record.
GAUGAGUUGAUUGGAAUGGCUGACAGCCCCGGAAGUGAUGAAGUAUUCAAAAGUCAUGGCCUUAACAUGGAUGUCCUUUAUCGUACUGGUGAAACUCAGCAGGUCAGGUCAGGUCAAUCUUUUGGCUGAAGGCAUAAAUUUCUUCCUUUUAUGUUAUUUCUGCAUUUAGCUUGAAUGAAUUAAGUGGUGGUUUUUAGUUCAAAGAUGAGGAUGACAACUUCUUCUUGUGCUCUAUGCCCUAUUAAUUCCAGGGCAUUCCUACAUACACGCCGCGUAUGGUUUCGGUAGAUCUUCAAGGAUCCCUAGGAUCAGUGGGUUCGCGGGGAUCUUUGUACAAUGAAGCCCCAGAAACGUCAACGGAUAAUAUUACAUGGUCCUGUAACAAUUCAAACAUCUCAGCCUAUAAAGAAGAAUUUGUUCUUGCAAAGUUUGCACUUGGAAGAAAAUGAAAACUUGGGUAGCUCAGGAGGUUGUGACAGCAGUGACAAUGCUUUCCAUACUGAAAUUCCUGAUAAGGACAUUGUCGAAAGUCUCGAAAAUGAAGUUCAGUAUUGGACAGAUUUCUCAAAAGUUCAUUAUCACCCUCAGAGUUUGUAUGAAUUGAGUGGGAUGUGGAUGGACCUCGAAGAAUUUAAAAAUUAUGGAAUUGGAAAAGAGGCAUUUUCAGGUGUACACACAGAAGAAAUUAAUGAGAGACUUCGCUUUUUCAUUGAAGAAAGUGACCAUCCUCAGGGAAUUCAAUUCAUUGUUGAUGAUUUUGGGGGCUUCUCUGGUUUAGCAGCGGAGUUUCUAGAGAAUAUUUCUGAUGAGUACCCAAACAUUCCAGUCCUAUUGUACUCUGUUCAUGCUCCUGACACUUGCCUAGGUUCCCAAAACCGCAAAAUGGCAAUAUCCCGUAAACUUCAUGAUGCAGUUUCAUUCGCCAAGUUGUCAUCAUUCUGUAAAAUGAUUGUUCCGAUUGGUCUGCCAUCGCCAAGUAUGAGUAAGAUGUCAAAGCACCUCCAUUUGGAAGAUAAAAAACCUUAUCACACCAGUGCAGUUUAUGCAUCUGCGAUACACUCUGUCAGUCUCCCUUUCAGAAUGGAUACACUGGGGCCUAGUGCACAGUUGAGCCACACAUGUGGUGCUUUGAGUGUCAAUGACCUCGUCCAAAUGUUAGCAGGCCGGGAUCGGCAGAACAUGGUUGUUACACUGGAUGUUGCAAUGCCGGCUCCAGCUUUGACAGCUGUCCAGGUCCAACAAUCUUUAUUAAAGCAGUUGCAGCCAAUUAGUCCUGAAAUAUCCGAUGUUGAAGACAUGCAUGCUUUGGAAUCUAUGAUCAUCCAUGGGGUCUUUGGAUCAGGAAGCAAAAGAGCCUUAGUUUCCCAAGUUCAGGAAGCUGUCCAAGCUGCUUAUUUAAGUGCAGAAGAAAGGCCCAAAUUCUCCCAUCUAUCUGUUGCCCGGUGUCCACUUCCAAUACCGUUGCCUUUCCCUACAAUAUUUGGGAACCAUGUUGGCCAAAAUGGUGAGCUUUUGGAUGCCCCCAUUUCCGACUCUCCAUCAAGGGGGUCACUUGAAGUCCACUCGAUCCCCAUGGCAGCAAAACUACGUUCCAGCAAUGGUGUUUUGCCGUUUCUGGAGAAUAGACUGGGAAGCCUUGGCAAGUUUGGCAUUGGACGAGGAGCACUUGGGGCAGAGUUACUGAGAAGUUGGGGAUUUGGAGAUGAGGAUGUAGAAGAUAUGGUAGAGACGCUGUCAAAUAUGGUAGCAAAGUUGAAACCAGAAUUCGAAGAAACAUCAGAUUCUGAUUGAAGGUCGGUUAGUCUAUCACUCUGUCUACAUGAUUUUGUUAAAACUAUGGCAUUCUUAUCUUCUGUUAUUAGGAUAGUAGUCAAUGGCGGGUGAUAGUGCCGCUAUUGCACCACCACAGAGCAGUUGUCUGCUACCACCACUGCUCCAUUCCAGUGUUUUUAUGCACACACAGAUUUUGAAUUUGAUUAUUAUCUUUGAUUAUUUAUGUACUUAUUAUAGCAGUAAUGAUUUGAUUA